AGCGGCGGAGUGGUUUGACGGGCAGUCGAGGUUGCAGCAGGCAGAGGGAGACGGUGGAAGGUAAAGCAGGGAGGCAGCAUCAUGGCGGACAGAGACAGUGGCAGUGACCACGGAGGGCCCACCGCGGGCCCCGGCUCGCUGCCCCCGGGUGCGAUGGGUGCUAUGUCCCGGCUGCAGCACGACACCGAGGAGCUCGCCUCGAAGCGCGUCGACAUCCAAAACAAGCGCUUCUACCUUGACGUGAAGCAGAAUGUUAAAGGCCGCUUCCUAAAGAUAGCCGAGGUCGGGGCUGGUGGAAACAAGAGCCGCCUCACUCUCUCUAUGUCGGUGGCCGUAGAGUUCCGCGAUUAUCUCGGGGACUUUAUCGAACAUUACGCCCAGCUGGGCCCGAGCAACCCGGACAUAGUGCAGGAUGAGCCGCGGCGGGCGCUCAAGAGCGAAUUCCUGGUGCGGGAGAAUCGGAAAUAUUACAUGGAUCUGAAAGAGAACCAGAGGGGGCGGUUCCUAAGGAUCCGGCAGACCGUUAAUCGGGGGCCCGGAUUGGGAAGCGCGCAAGGCCAGACCAUCGCUCUGCCGGCGCAGGGUCUCAUCGAGUUCCGCGACGCUUUGGCCAAACUCAUCGACGACUACGGUGUGGACGAGGAGCCGGCGGAGCUCCCGGAGGGCACCUCUCUGACGGUCGACAACAAGCGCUUCUUCUUCGACGUGGGCUCCAAUAAGUACGGGGUCUUCAUGAGGGUCAGCGAGGUGAAGCCCACGUACCGGAACUCCAUCACGGUUCCGUGCAAAGUGUGGUCCAAAUUCGGCAACACCUUCAGCAAAUACGCGGAUGAGAUGAGGAAGAUCCAGGAGAGGAGUAGAGAGAAACGGGCCUCCGAACUGCUACCUGAGGGCCCGCUCGGCGGAGAUGACGGCGACGAUGACUGACGCGGAUCUUAGGAGGGCCGGAGUGAAACGACAAACUGGACUCUGAGAGAAAAACGAGACUUUUAACUGUAAAAUAGAAAGAGAAAUUUCCAAGGGAAUCACCCCACACACACAACCUCCACAGACAUGGCAGCACCUCUGCUGUCUCCUCGCUCAUUUUACUGGAUGUCACCCCACUUACCACCAUGUAACAGUAAGCCGCUGCUAUCAAGGAUUGAACUGUAAGAUAUGAACUGUUUCCUAUACUUGAUUUAAAUGACAAUGAACAGAGUGUUUAUAUCUCUAUCAAACGACAGAUUUUGCACACAUCAAAGCUAUUUCGAAAAAAAAGAAAUGUUAAGUGUUUUCAAACUGGUAAUAUACUAAGAUUUAAUCACAGGUAAAAACCAGAGGUCUAUUAUAUAAAAUGACAGUCUUCAUGUAGAAAGAAUAUUUGACAUCAGCACAAAGAGAAUAUAUUAUGGACUUUAUGAAACCAAAAUCUGAUUCCAGAUGUAUAGUUUAUUAUAAAGGUACGCAGAAUAAAUAUGAAAGCGCUCUAAAAGUGUAUGAAUUGCAGAACGCAGCACUACAGGCCUGUUAACAUGUCAGCAUGUGUGCAUAGGUUCUUGUUCUGAAAAGAAGUUUGGCAAAGUAGGCUAUAGUCUUUGGUUUGACCUAAAGCGUAGUAGGCUAAUGAAAACAUUUAUAUCACGCCAUUGACUUGGAAAAGUUGAGACUCAAAAAUAAAAAGCCUAUUUUGUGGCCUCAAAAAAAUGGAAUAAAUCCAUUUGUGAGCCACUGUAUUGAAUUUCAACCCUCUUGCACCAUGUCCAUAUAAACUUAAAAGAAAAAAAGUGCUAACUUAGAUGUACUAAUUAUGAUUUUGUGAAUCAGCUGUAAAGAAAAAAAUCCUGAUUGAGACACCCACGUUUUCUGUGGGUUAAGUUUUUUCUUUGUUACUUUGUUGUUUUCUUCCCUCUUGGGGGGUGGGGGGGGGGUGCAAAAGUAUAAAGGUCCACCUUAUGGGAGCGCAAAAAAAGACGCGUUAGCACAGCGCGUGGCGAGGCUACGCGUCCUCUCUGACGUCAUUACGACCCGUGCCUUAUACACUCCACUCGUUUACGUGUUCUCACGUGGAUGGUCCGUGACCUCGACCGCUGUACGUUUUCAUUUACGAGUGCUGUUAUGUAGGCCGGAAUAUAAACUCGCCGGGGCUGUGUUAGUUCACGCCCCUGAUGUGCAUAGGUGGCAACACCGAGAGUAAGCUGAGAGUUAUGCUGGGAGUUUGGGGGCCAGAGAUGGUGUGGGCAGAAUCAGAUAGAUGAGGUGCUGUCGUCAGUGUGUCAUGGCCCCCUGGAGCCCAGAAUCCUUAGCGGCACCCCUGCCCUGGUGGCCUCUCGCAGAAAUGUGUGUGUACAGGAGUACACCAGGGUGGUCUUGCACACCAUAUGCACCAUGAAACAAACAAAGUGAGGAACAGCUGAAUGAAUCUGUUGGUUAGAGCAGAGAUGGAUGCUGAUAAAGAGCCAAGCAGGCCAUCAGUGUGAGUGCAGUCCAGAGGAUGGAGAGGCCUAUCAGUGCAGGGCCCAGGCAGAUACUAUCUCUUUAUGGUGCUACAGCCCCUUGAACGCUCCUUGGGGGCCUGAAUAUGUCACGUUUCUGCAUUAUUUUUUGCCCUUUUUUCCCGUUUCUCCACAUUAUGUUGUCCAGGUGUGUCAGGUUUCCCCCCCCCAGGCAGAGAGGAAGCUGCUGACUAGUGUAGGACAUUUCAUAGUAGUGUGCAAUAUUGUGUACGUGCCAAUCGCGGCAUUGUAUCACGUGUAUAGACUAUUAAAAAGAUGAAAAAAAUGUAUAGGCUGAUGUAAUCAGUAGAUAUUGGAAAGCAUGUCGGUGAGGUUGUUGCAUCUGCAUUAUAUUUCCAAAAUGUGAAGUCUUUCUUCUGAAGCACUUGAGUGGGGAAAAAACGUCAGAGUAGUAGUGAGAUAUUUUCCUGUCAUGUUCUGUAAACUAGUAGGCUGCCUUGUCCGUCUAUCAGUGCGCGUAGACUAGUUUGGGUGUUUUACGUUCCCCUUUGGAGCUUUGGACUCACCCCCGAAAUACCUUACUCGUUUCUCCCCUAACACAAACACACACAGUCUGCCCCUGUCGAGGCCUCUUGUCCCUAUCUGAGUGUUUGGGAGUCCUCUAAAGUGUUUUAAUGGUGAACUGCCCAAGGCCUCCUGUCAUUUGCAGCCAGCAGACUGCCUGAGACUGCUAAUGCCGGACAGGUGAACAACAGUUGGACUUUUGCUUGUCUGCGGUUUUUAUUUCUGCUAGGUGAUAGUGAUCGGCCCCAGCAGACACAAAGCAUAGGGGAGUUUGUUGUCUGUUUUACAAUGAGGAUUAUAAUUAUUUUCUCUUACGUGGGCAGACUCUGAUCUCCAGUCCGCUGUUUCAAAGUGUAAAAAAGGCCCUGGCUCAUUGUCUGUCUAGUUAAACUUGUCCAAACGACUAAAUACACUCCGGCAGACACACUGCCAAUUCCUUCUUUUUGACCCAGGCAACCUUCAGGCUUACAUUAAAGUGCAAUUGAACUAACAAUAGGUUCUAAGUGGUUAGUCGUUUUUUCAAGCAGAUCGGUCUAAAACACUACAACUAAGCCUGGUCACAGUGUGUCAGAGUGGCAUGAAGGGGAAACAGACUGCAAGGAUUGCGGCUUUAAAAAUCUCAGCUGGAUAAAAGCUGCUAAUGUAGUUACAGCCUGGGCCUGCCAGGCACGAAGGUUAGCUGAGGCUAGACUGAAGCAGAAAGCACACCUGGGCUGAAACUGUAGCAGAAGUCAGAUCGAAUGGUUGCUUUAUAAAAAGGUCGAUCUGUGUUUGAUUGGGCAUGUCUGCGCGUUAGAGGCAAGAAAAAUGUUCCAGAAAAUCCCAUCUGUUCCACGCAGGACGUUUUGGCCCAGGUUUGUGUCCCAGUGUAUGUGAAAGGCCUGAUGAAGCCUGGCACUGCACUGUAAGGGCUUAGCAGCAGCAGCAGCCUACUGACCCGGCUGAGGACAGAUCCAGUUAGGACUGGAACAGGAAGUCUCUUUCCCCUCAUGCAAAGAUUUCCUCACACUGCCCUGUGAAUUAUAGGAGCCCAUUUUGAUUUAACGCACAUACGAGCCACCUAUUACUGUGUACCCAGCAAUGCUCAUCUGAGGUCAUUGAGUUCAUCUCGAGUUCACCAUAAGGCUGCACUCUCUGUCAUGACUCAGCACUUAUUCCCCAGAGUGUGGCUUCAGCUUGAUUGAAUUGAGGCCUACAGGAGGCUCAUGCUACAUGAAGACUGGAAAUACAACACCUCCUUUUAUCCAUUUCUCUUAUGUCCCAAUAUAAGGAGAGCAUGAACUUGCUCAUAGAGUUCUCAUUGUGAAUUCCUCAAUUUAAAACGCACAUUUCUAUAAAGAUUUAAGGACGUGCUGUUGCAGACUGUGAUCGCCAGGUGCUACUGGGUCAGUCGUUCAGGAUUCGGUUGUAUAACAUGACCUGUAUAUUUUGGGUCGUAGUUCUAUGUGAAUAACAGGGAAGAGAAGUGGGGAGCUCUCGUGAUUUUUGCUGAAGACAGUGUGAUCAAAUCAGAUUUCUCAAGUUAACAAGAGCUCACUCAGUGUCACGGCAAAACCCGGAGUGACCUUGCAGCCAUGCUGUGCCCACGUUCAUCCAUUUCUGGGACUCAAAUGCAAAAUGGUAGGCUGAUAAUUAUUUUCUGUGUAAAUCGCGCUGUCUUCAGUGGCUCUGGCUAAGUUCAGUGUGCGAAUGAUGUUCUGAAUUACUAAACAGAUGAGCCAUCAUAGCAAUCCCUAAUGUAAUCCUGCCUUUUUGUCUGGUAUUAUUUAAUUUUAUUCAAAAGAGCUGGUUUGUUGUUGCCCCAACAACAAGUAACAGUCCUUAUUCAACUAAUGGAAAUAGAAGAAACAUGUAAUAUUACUCUUAAGUGCAGCAGUAGCUACUUGUUGCAUGUUCUCCGAUUGCUAUGAUGACCCCUGCUGUAGGCGCUUCAUCUGCUUGCUUAAACAGACUAUUCAUGUACAUGACCUAAAACAGCAAACUUCCACAACUACUGACUUCAAAACAGACUUAACUUCCAUAAAGGCGUUACAGACAACCAAAUCUGCUCCAUUUCUGGUUUCCGUGUUGUAGUCUUUUUUUAUUGGCCGCUCAGAGUUCCUUGGUUAUCGCACAGCCAAUCGCAGCGUCUGGUCCAAGCCGAGCACUAUAUGACUCAUCACAAACCACUGACAGAGGGCUCAUUGAGCACGUCUCCUUUUGCACCGAGCGGUUAGGGUCCAUCAUGUUUGCAGACUGUACAGGCUACUGUUGUGUUUCGUAACAAAGACGUUCUUUCAAAAAUGCUUUGAAGAUGUUGGGAAAUGGAUCCUGGAUUUUAAAGGGGUGGGGUCAAUGCACAA
Messenger RNA from Notothenia coriiceps (black rockcod), 5338 nucleotides. Its product is annotated as transcriptional activator protein Pur-alpha-like. Gene Ontology annotation, cellular component: nucleus. The record is from RefSeq and is a predicted model, not a curated record. Gene Ontology annotation, molecular function: RNA polymerase II transcription regulatory region sequence-specific DNA binding; DNA-binding transcription factor activity, RNA polymerase II-specific; purine-rich negative regulatory element binding. Lineage: Eukaryota; Metazoa; Chordata; Actinopteri; Perciformes; Nototheniidae. Gene Ontology annotation, biological process: regulation of transcription by RNA polymerase II. Bases 82 to 927 code for a protein of 281 amino acids. The transcript has a single exon.